CUAAAUCAUCCAGGUGAGAAGUGAAAGACGAUCUGUGUUUGUGUGUCGUUGCUUCCUGAGUGAUCCAUUUUCCAUCCAAACGGCUCAGGUUCUGCAGCACUCCAUGUCAACCCCCUCGUCUUCCUUGGUGCAAAUCAUUGACACAAUUGAAAUGGGGGAUAUUGUUGUUGGCCGAAUCUCUACUUCACCCAUUAACUCAAGGGAACAUCCUUUUGAGUUAAGCAACACAAAAAGAGGAGAGAGCUGGAUGCUUUAAGGCAGAUCCAGAGCUCUGCUGCACCAGAACCUCGGAGCUGCUUCUCAUAUUCACUAAUAAACGUUCUUGUCUUUCACACUGACGUGAAUUCAUCCAAGAUGCUCGUAGAUGAGAGGAUAGUAACUCUCUUCAAGCGGAAUGCCCAUCACACCUUGACUUACUGGAGCCUUUUCUUCAGUUUUGGCCUCUGCAUUGCUUUUCUUGGACCUACCAUUCUGGACCUGCAGUGUCAGACCAACUCCACGCUCAAUCAGAUUACUUGGGUAUUCUUUGCCCAGCAGUUCUGCCUGUUGGUUGGCAGCUCCGUUGGUGGAGUCUUCAGGAGAUCGUUGUUCAGUGCUCUGGCUGCCCUCUUUGUCUCUGCGCUGGUCAUCUCUGUGAUAUUCGCCAUCAUCCCUGCGUGUAGCAAUGUCCUCGUGCUGGCCAUCGCCAUGGCCGUGUCGGGUUUCGCAAUGGGUAUUAUUGACACCAUUGCUAACAUUCAGCUGGUGGCCAUCUAUCAGAAGGACUCUGCUAUCUUUUUACAGGCUCUGCAUUUUUUUAUCGGGUUCGGUGCCCUGGUGAGCCCGCUGAUUGCAGAUCCUUUCCUCUCUGAGACCGGCUGUGGGAAUCACACAGGGAACCAGACUGAGAUCGUACAUCACUUCAGGAACAUGCUGAGAAACAGUCCAAUUGCAGAGCACAACAUAACUCAGAGCCACCUGCCCCACGAGGGAGGGGAGAAGGAAGAGUCCAUUGUGCAGUACGCCUUCUGGAUCAUGGCACUUAUUAAUCUUCCUGUGCCUCUAGCUGUACUGUUUCUCAUGUAUCGGGAGCAGCUGAUCCCGUGUUGCCCCAGCAGCAUGCCACGGCUGUUGGACAAGGAUGAACUAGCCAUGGAGAGCCAGCAGGGGAACGAGGCCCCAGACGUGGAGCAGAAGGAGCACGAAGCUGCAGGUCAUGGGAGUAUCUUCAGCUGCUGUCAGAAUGAUAACCUGCGUGGGCUGCCCGCAUCCUUCUUUAUGAUACACGUCCUCGGAGGGAUGGUGCUCUUUAUGACCGAUGGCAUCGUGGGUGCAUAUGCUGGCUUUGUGUACACCUACGCUGUAGCACCACCAAUGUCGUUGCCUAAUAAGACGGCCGGUUACCUGGCGAGUGUCUUUUGGGCAGCAAUCACAGCUGGACGUCUCCUGUCCAUACCUCUCUCCUACCGUUUCCAACCUGUGAGGCUGCUCGUGGUCAACCUGGCUGGAGCCAUCGUCACUGUGCUGAUGUUGUUGAUUUUCUACACCAGCAGCGUCUUUCUGUUUGUUGGAACCUGUUUAUGUGGACUGUUCCUCAGCAGCGUAUUCCCCUGCAUGCUUGCCUAUACUGAAGACAUCCUUGAGUACCAGGGAUGUGCAACCUCAGUCCUGGUGACCAGUGCAGGGAUGGGAGAGAUGGUGAUGCAGGUUCUGGUUGGCUCAAUUAUUCAGACUGAAGGCAGCUACAGCUUCCUGUUGUGUGGAGUGAUAAUCGCCUGCAUCGGGUUUAUUCUCUUCGUUGGUCUCCUGCUGUUCCAUCGAACGCACAGAAAUUACCUCACAGGAACGUCAAAAAAAUCUGCGAUGGCGGAGGAACCGGCAGCGGAGCAGAACGGGUCGGCCAAAACAGAACAAACGGAGCACAAAGAGGACAAAGAAGCCAGCUGAGAGGGAUCUCUGACUGCAUCUUCGAUCAUUUAUUAUUGUGGUCAAAAGUUUAUUUGUCUGACUUUUUCUGUUUUUGUAAAUUACAAGAAACGUUCAUCAAAUUGUUUAUUAGUGUUCUGCUUUAUUUGGUGCGAGUGGGAGAACUUUACGGCACAAGGAAAGGACAUAUUGGUUGUGUUUUCACACGUGUGUAUACAUGUAUCGUGCUAUUUUCACACAGUAACUCAGAAGUUUGUUUUCUUUGCUGUAAAAAUGAAAUAUUCAUCAUAUUUGAAAUCUGUGGAAAAUAUGGAGGGAAGAACUUUGUACCCAGAAGUCGGUCUCAGAAUCAAGUUAAAACAUCAAACAGCCAUCCAGCCUUCAAAGGGUUUACAGUCAAUCUAAUUUCUCGUCUCUUUGACAGGAUGGGUUUCACGGCGAGCUCAUUAUGAUGGCUUUGUUUCCCUUUAACCUUCACAUGGUUUUCCAGAGUUGGGCCAUUUCCUAUAAAAAUGUAAAGCUCAGGAAAACAGCGGUCACAAGAAAUGUGAUCAAGCGUUUUAUCACAUUUGCAACGCCUGCUGAAGCAAAGAAGAGAAACACGUUUGAAACAAUUAUACACAGUCACUCGGCAUGUUCUGACUAAUCGUAAACCUGGAGUCUGUGGAUGUUUGCCAUCUUUAACUGGGAGCUUCUAUUUUGUAAUAGCUCACUCACUGGCUCAGGCUAAUGGCUUCCGGCUCCCUAAUGACCCUUUCUGAGAAGAAUAAAGGCAGAAAUAACAAGUACUUUGGAGAAUGGCACAAAUGUGAACUGUCCCAACGUAAGCCUCCUACCAUUUCCGUGUAAAGCAUAAUGAGACGGUUCACACUGCCUCUCAGCCAAGAGAGUGAACUCCUUCACAGCUUAGCCUCAGAGCAGACAUGUGCAAUGUCCAAAAGGGUCCAUUUUUCACCAUCUACAUGGACCAACAUAGUGACCUUUCAUCUACGGCAGGGGUGUCCAAUCCUGGUCCUCGAGGGCCGGUAUCCAGCAUGUUUUCGUUUUAACCUGCUUCAACACACCGGAUUUCAAUCAGCAGGUGAUUAACAGGCUUCUGCAGAGCCUGAUAAGCUGCUGCAUAAGUGACUCAACCAGCUAAUCAAGCGUGUUGAAGCAGAAAAACCACAAAACCUGCUGGUUACCGGCCCUCCAGGACCAGGAUUGGACACCCCUGAUCUACGGCAUAAAUCCACUUUCUAUUUGGCCUUCUAAAUCCAGAAGGCUCUGCUCAGAGCGUGUUGACAUUCCAUGAAGACAAAACAUUCAAAUAGACACUCUGUCCCACUCUCUGCUCAGAAGCCAGACAACAUUCUUCACUCUGAAUAAGUGAAGACUCCACGAUUUUAUAGUUAUAAGUUAAAUAAUCAUACGUGAUGAAUGAACAAGAUGUUUAAAUCAAAUGUUUGAAUAAUCUGUGCUUAAAUCAAUGAAUUUCAAAUGAAUAUUGUUCUUACAAUGAUCCACUGCGUGGUGGCGCAGUUGUCAGCACUGUUGCCUCGCAGCACGAAGGUUGCAGGUUCGAAACUCGGCUGUGGCCUUUCUGCGCGGAGUUGCGUGUUCUCCCCGUGCAUGCGUGGGUUUCCUCCGGGCACUCUGGUUUCCCGCCCAGAUCACAACGUGCCCUAUAGGUUAUAAAUUGUACGUCGCUUUGGAUAAAAGCGUCUGCCAAAUAAAUAAACAUAAACAUUACAAAUCA
Messenger RNA from Nothobranchius furzeri (turquoise killifish), 3643 nucleotides. It is a transcript of the gene mfsd4ab, whose product is annotated as major facilitator superfamily domain containing 4Ab. The record is from RefSeq and is a predicted model, not a curated record. NCBI's taxonomy places the organism in Eukaryota, Metazoa, Chordata, Actinopteri, Cyprinodontiformes, Nothobranchiidae. Gene Ontology annotation, biological process: transmembrane transport.